AUGGCGGCGGACACGUCCGCCUCGACCGGGCCCUUCGCGCUGGUCGACACGGGGCUCGAUGUUGGCCCUCAGGCGCACGUCACGGCCGUCGCAGUGUCUCCGCGCGCAUCGGACGUCUACGUGGGGCUCAGCAGCGGCUCGCUGCGGGCGUGCACGGUCCGCGAGGUGGGCCCGGAGGCGGCCCCUGAUACGUAUGAUGGCGGCGCGGGGCCGGAGGGCGCGGGAUCUUCGUCAGACGGGGCGGUGGCGAGCGCUGAGGGGCCGCGGGCGCUGGAGCUGCGCGCAACGCGGCCGGACGCGGUGGUUUUCGCGGGGAGAUCGGUGGUGGGGGUGGCGCAUCUGGGAGAUCUCGGGUACUUGGCGGUGCUUUGCGGGAACCAGGUGCACCUCGUGUCGUGCGAGAGCCUGGGGAGCGUGCCGGUGCCGGGGUCGACUGGGGCGACCGCGCUGGCGGGCAGGAGGAGCGGGAAGACGGGCGCGGCGCACGUGGCGGUCGCGCUACGAGAGAGCGACUGUAUACGCGUGCUCAUAUACCGGAUAUGGAUCCCGAAGAACGCGUCGGCCCCGACGCAAGCCAUAGUGCGCGCGCUGGAGGUCCCGGGCCGUCACAGCGCGCGGUCACUUCUGUGGACGGAUCGCGCGCUGUUCAUCGCCACGCGCUCGCAAUACUACCACGCAUCCCUCGAAACAGGGGUCUGCCGGCACCUCUUCUCGCUGCGCCGCCCGCCGCCGAGCGACGCCGGGUCCGCCGCGGGCACGCCCGUGAGCACCGCGGCCUCGUCCACCCGCCGGCAACGCACCGGCGCCGCGACGUACAUGACGGCACUCCCCCCCCCCCUCGCCGCCGCGCUCGUGAUGGACGACGUCGUCCUCAUGGUCGACGCCGACGGCGCGCCCGUGGGCGGCACGCUGCCGUCGCCGUCGACGCCCACCGGCGUGGUCGCGUCAGGCCGCCACGUGCUAACGGUGUCGCCUGAUGGGAUCUUCGUGUCUGACGGAGCAGUCGCGGCGCAGCCGGGGGCGUCCGGGCGCGCAGGGGGCGCGUUCGAGCAGACCAUUCCGUACGGCGCGCGGUCCCGGGUCGCGCUUGCGCAGUCGGAGCCAGGGGGGGGUGUUACGCUUCUUGGAGCGCCGCGGGGGGUGUGGGCGGUGCUGGAGGUCCCGCCUGCGGCCCGGGUGCGCGCGGCGCUGCGGCUCGCGGACGCUGGGGACGCGGGCAGGGCCGCGGACACCGCGGCGGCGCUCGCGAGGGAGAAUUGGGACCAGCGCUGGGCGCCCGCGGCAAUGGCACACGCGCAGCUGAUCGCGAUGCAGGCGCCGGCGAGGGAGCGGGGCACAGUGGGCGCGGCGCUGGCGUCGUUCGAGCGGCAGUUUCGCGCGGCGCUCGACGACCUGGCGGCGGUUCCCGCGGCGGCGUUCCAGCCGGGGGUGUUGCUGAGACUCCUCCCCGGGGACGCGGGGGAGUAUUUGAAGGGCCUGCCGCAGGUGCGGCUGUUCGGAGCGGGGCGCACGCUCACCUGGCAGCCGCUUCGCGAGAUGAUUCUCCUCGCCACGCAGCAAGCAGUCGACGGCGCGGAUGAUGCGGGCGCGCCAGACGCCAACGGCAACGGGCCGGAACACGCCGCCGCGGCCGGCAACGGCGCUGUCGAGGAGACGCGCGAGGCGCACGGGGCGUCGGAGAAGGGGGGGGUUCCAGGUCUGACUGACUCAGUUGCAGCGUGCGAGACCGCGCUGGCGUCCUACCUGCUGCGCGUGCGGGACCAGGACGGCGUCGCGUGCUUGGACGCGAUCGACACGGUCCUCGUUGCGCUGCUGAGCCGCCACGGGCGCCUGUCGGACCUGCGGGCGCUGCUGUCGGGUGACGCAAGGACCCGCGCAUGCGCGGCGCCGCCGGCGCGCGUGGCCCCGCACCUGGCGUCCUGCGGCAUGACGUUCGAGCUCGGGACGCAGUACUUUCGCGCGGGCGACGCUGCCGGCGCGAUCGCGGCGUGGAAAGCGGCCAGCGGCGACCAGGGCAUUCCACGCGCCAUGCCAGAGCCGCCAAACGGCGACUCUGCCAGCGAGGACGACGGCGACGACGACGCGAGUCGCAGCGACGAUGCAGGGGCUACCGUGCCGCGGCCGCACUUGUACAGCGGCGCGGAGGGCGAUCGCGCGCUGCGCGCAAUCGCCAGCGCGCUGUCAGACUUGGCAGUUGUUGACGAGAAGCUUGCGAGGGACACGCUGCCGUGGCUGGCGCAGCGCUCAGGCAUGCUCGCAGCCGCCGCGGCGGUGUGCCGGUCCGACGUGACUCAGGAGGCGGUGCUGGAGGCCCUUGUAGGGGGGGGUGUGCCGCCGGCGUUGCGCCUGGCGUACGUGUACCACAAGGCGCUCGCGCGGCCCGGCGGCGCGGAGGUCGGCGACUUGGUGGUCGCGCUGGCGGAGGAGGUCGCGAGCCGCGUCGCGGAGGGCGUUGAGGCGGACGACUCCCCCCGCGACGUCCCGGGGACGUUGGAAAACCCCCCCACCGCGACCGCCGACGCCGCGAAGGACGGCCGGCCGCCGCUCGACGCAGCGCUAGCGGCGCUGUCGCCCUGGGCGCGGCUCGGGCACCUGCGCGUCGCGCUUCGAGGGGCCCUGCUCGAGGGGUGGCGCAAGCGCGACAGACGGGGCAACGCGAUCGACGGGGCAGCUGUGGUGCGCGCACUGGCGGCGGAGGGCGCGGAGAAGCCGAGCAGGGCGGUGGCGAUCGAGGGCGCGCUGGCGUACGCGCUCGUGCCGAACCACGCUGCGGCGCUGCAGCUACUGGUGUCAGGGGGGAGUGAUGGCGUCCGGCUCGCGGAGCAGUACUGCCGGACGUUCGGGAAGCCCCCCGCCGGCGACGACCUGCUGAACGACCUACAGGAGAUCCUGCUUGGGCCGCAGGGCGGCGGCGGGGCGCCACGAUUCCAGGAGGCCUGCCGGCUCAUCGCGCACCACGGCCGCAGCCUGGACCCGCGAAAGGCCCUGGAGGCCCUCGGAGAAGACACCCCCCUCCUCCUGGCCCGCAGCGUCAUACUGCAGAUGCUGCAAGACUGCGAGCACCGCAUGCGUCAGGGGCAGGUCCUGCGCAACCUCUACAAGGCCCGCGCGCUCGAGGCGCAGGAGGACGCGGUGCGGCGCCGGCGCGCCCGCGUGCUUGUGUCCCUGGGCACGACCUGCUUCCAUUGCGGGCGCGUGCUCGGCGACCGCGGCUUCGUGCGCGUCCCGAACGGCAAGCUAUACUGCAUCGAGUGCCACGGGCCGGGCAAGCAGGCGCAGGCCGGCGGCGGCAGCGGCGCAGCAGCGUCGCGCGCGGAGGCGCCUGCGCCAGCCACGCGGGCGGCGGCGGCGGGGAGUGGCGGGGUCGGGCAGGCGGCGCCGGCGAGAGCGAGCAGCGCGGUGGAUUCUGCGGCGGCCGGGCCGCCGAAACGAGACACGGUGCACGCGAUAGAGAACCAGCGAUACAUCCCCCUGCGCGGGUGGGGGGGUAAAGGGCACCUCCUGCGGUCGGACCGGCCGCCGUACUCGCACGACCACCCGUGUUCCGGGGACGAGCUGCCCGGGGACGGCGCGCUGCCGCCCGGGUGGGGUUGGGCAGGGCCGUGGAGGGUCGACAUGUCGGGGCACGUGGGAGCGGAGGGUUGGGUGUACGGCACGAGCUUCCGGGCGCUGUCGUGGCCUCCACCGGAGGGGAGCGGGGAGAUGGGGCGCGCGGCGGUCGUGCGGCGGCGGCGGUGGGUCAGACAAAUGAUGGAACAAAGGUGA
Messenger RNA from Pedinophyceae sp. YPF-701, 3765 nucleotides. NCBI's taxonomy places the organism in Eukaryota, Viridiplantae, Chlorophyta, Pedinophyceae. The record is from the annotation of a GenBank genome assembly.